AUGGCUGUUCGCGGCCGCUUCCCCGCCGCUUCUGAGGGGUCCUGGGCGGCCGCUGCCGCCGAUGGAGCCGUGGAGGAGGCCAACCCCUUCUCCUUCAAGGAGUUUGUGCGGAGCCAGAGCCAGCAUGAAGCUGGGGUGGAUAGCAGCAGGGGCAGAUGCAGGAAGGCCAACCCCAAGGAGUCUGCCAGGUGUUCUGUAAUAUUGGAUGAUGACUCCAUAUCUCCUAAAUCAUUAGGACUGAGCUUGGAAUGCCAGGAAUCAUUUGUUUCAGAUGCAACAGCUGAAAGCUCCUUGCUGGAAGAUGAAGAGGAUGGAUGGAGUGGCACGUACCAGCCAUCUGCUGUGGAAGAGGCUCACUUGGCCAGGGUUCCCAGUAUUUCACCAAGUAGCACUUUUGACUCCUUUUACUGUGACCCGUCUGAUUUCCCAACUCCUUCACCAUGGCAGCUUGGAGGGAGUGACUGCUCCCAUCAUGGUCCUCUUGGAAAAGGAGACCAAAGCUUGUCUCUUGAUGAAGAAGCUGUAGAAGAUGGCUUUUAUCCGCCAUUGCAGCCAAGCUAUGAAGAACUGAAACAAGACAAUUCAAAGUUGAAGACUAAGAUCAGCUAUCUUCAAGCAGUUUGUGAAGCUCAGGCAAACAGGGUAAAAGAGCUGGAAAGAACACUAGAGGACCACAAGCUGAAAGAAGCCAAGGAGGCCCGAGACUUGGAAGCCAUGGUGCAGCAGGUGGAAGAAAACCUCCAGCUGAUGACUAAACGGGCUGUGAAGGCAGAGAACAGUGUCAUAAAGCUGAAGCAGGAAACUGCACAACUUCAGGUUCAAAUGAAGAACUGCCAGCGGGAAAAGGAAGCCUUGAAGUCCAGUCAUUCAGCUAAUUUGGCUGUAAUGAAACAAAAUGCAGAUGUUGCCUUGCAGAAUCUUCUUGCGAUCAUAAUGAAGUCUCACUCAUCUAUCAAGCAACUGCUCUCGGGGGCUGAAGCACUGCAACUCGUAGCUGAUCUCCUCAAGUCUAUAGACAGAAUCUCUGAGAUACCAGAAGAUUCACCAUGAAAA
Molecule: messenger RNA, 1053 nt
Organism: Euleptes europaea (tarantolino)
Lineage: Eukaryota; Metazoa; Chordata; Lepidosauria; Squamata; Sphaerodactylidae
Gene: ENTR1
Product: endosome associated trafficking regulator 1
Exons: 8
Coding region: 1-1050 (349 amino acids)
Biological process (GO): regulation of cytokinesis; positive regulation of cilium assembly; positive regulation of protein localization to cilium
Cellular component (GO): early endosome; recycling endosome; centrosome
Source: RefSeq, a predicted model, not a curated record